UCUAUGUAGCAGCUUGAGUCCCCCCACUCAGCCAACCACCCACAGACCCGCCAGUGUACAGUGGAGCAGCAGGGGAAGGUGGCCGCCACCCCAGGAUCUGAUCAUCUCACUUGAGGCUGUUGUGGGUCACAGCAUGGCCGCCUCGCUGCGCUUCUUCUGCGGUGUGUUUCUCAUCAUCACCGGCCUGCUCUCCUCUCCUGUGGGUUCAAAAAGGAGCCGGGGUUCACAAGGCGCCAUCCCUCAUCCUGACAAGAGCAACCCAAACGAAUCAGAGCAGACGGUCCCGGGAAGCCGCCAGCAGCAGCAGCAGCAGCAGCGGCACCGGCAGGGCUCCACCUCUCCCGCGGAUGAAGUUCUGGAGUCCAGCCAGGAGGCGCUGCACGUCACCGAGCGCCAGUACCUGAAGCGGGACUGGUGCAAGACCCAGCCGCUGAAGCAGACCAUCCACGAGGAGGGCUGCGUCAGCCGGACCAUCAUCAACCGUUUCUGUUACGGGCAGUGCAACUCCUUCUAUAUCCCGAGACAUAUCCGGCGGGAAGAGGGCGCCUUCCAGUCCUGCUCCUUCUGCAAGCCCAAGAGGUUCACCACCAUGACCUUCACCCUCAACUGUCCUGACCAGCAGCCCCCCACCAAGAGGAAGCGCAUCCAGCGGGUCAAGCAGUGCCGAUGUAUAUCCAUAGACCUGGACUAGAUGGGUCUGGAAGGAUAGAGCAUCACUCCAUCACGCUGGAUUAGAACACCUGGACUACAUGUUUCUGGAUCUACCUGCCCAGACCUUGCAUUCAAGAACCAUAAACCAGGAGAACACGAUCUAUAGAGCAAGACCCAUUAGGCCCCAUAAACCAACGUAAUAACACCGUAAUAACACACAGACCUAUAAACCUGGAAUACAUUAAUCUAAAAUAAGAUUCUAUUUUUAACCUGAAAAAUGUAUAAAACUCAGUCAAUUAGACUGGUCUAAAUUAUUUAGAUUCACUGGCUUGGAAUAUAUUUAGUCAGGCUCCUUCGAUUUAGACUUUCCAUCCACUAGUCUAAAUCAUUAACCUGAGCGCAAUAACUUUAGGACCUGCUACAAGUCGGACCGGUGAAAGUGAGAGUUGCAGGUCACCCAGUCGACUAAACCCUCCGAGACUCCAGAUUGUUUUUGCUGGCACAGAGUGUGGAACAUGGACAUGCAGCGUGUGUAAAAGAAAAAAAGAAAACUUUGAACUUUUCACGAGUUUGACAAGUUUUUAAACUGCACAGAGACUUGGAACAUGAGCACGUUUUACGCACGACUUGUUGUUUCUCAGCUCACUGAGGCGGGAAAUUGUUUUCGUCUCAUCUUUUGAAUCUGUUUGUUUCAACUGGAUGUUUCCACCAUGUGGAAUUUUGGGGCGACUUUUAGUUCGAGAAUCCUUUGGACUUCAAAGGACUUGAAUUUUAGUGAUUAUUGUUUGUUUGCUUGUACGAUGGUUGUUGACUUCAACUGUAGAGAAACCUUUGUUAAUAAAAAACACA
Molecule: messenger RNA, 1500 nt
Organism: Synchiropus splendidus (mandarinfish)
Lineage: Eukaryota; Metazoa; Chordata; Actinopteri; Syngnathiformes; Callionymidae
Gene: grem1b
Product: gremlin 1b
Exons: 2
Coding region: 134-691 (185 amino acids)
Biological process (GO): animal organ morphogenesis
Molecular function (GO): BMP binding; receptor ligand activity
Source: RefSeq, a predicted model, not a curated record